UUUAGUAGAGUGAGGCUACUGAUGUGAGUGCAGCCCAGGCUCCUUGUUUGGGAUAUGGGAGGGUGCGGUGAGCAGGGAUGGGAGCUUCAUAAGAACAACACAAGUCGGUCAGUUCCACACCAUCAACAAAAGGCUAAAUCCCCCCCGGCCCAGCACUGUCAGGUGAUUGUCUCCUGUUGGUGUAAGGAAGGAAAACCGAGCUGAAAAUGUGUGACGACGAAGAAAGCACUGCCAUCGUGUGUGAUAAUGGAUCAGGACUGUGUAAGGCAGGCUUCGCCGGGGAUGACGCUCCCAGGGCUGUGUUCCCCUCUAUAGUGGGGCGUCCCAGACACCAGGGAGUAAUGGUGGGAAUGGGACAAAAAGACAGUUAUGUCGGUGAUGAGGCACAAAGCAAAAGGGGAAUCCUGACCCUUAAGUACCCAAUAGAGCAUGGGAUCAUCACAAACUGGGACGACAUGGAAAAAAUCUGGCAUCAUUCUUUCUACAAUGAACUGCGUGUGGCUCCAGAAGAGCACCCCACUCUGCUGACCGAGGCCCCCCUCAAUCCCAAAGCCAACAGGGAGAAGAUGACCCAGAUCAUGUUUGAGACCUUCAAUGUUCCAGCCAUGUACGUAGCUAUCCAAGCGGUGCUGUCUCUCUAUGCUUCAGGCCGUACAACAGGCAUUGUCCUUGACUCUGGUGAUGGUGUCACCCAUAAUGUGCCCAUUUAUGAGGGCUAUGCUCUUCCCCAUGCCAUUAUGCGUUUGGACUUGGCCGGCCGUGAUCUCACUGACUACCUCAUGAAGAUCCUAACUGAACGAGGCUACUCAUUCGUCACCACUGCUGAGAGAGAAAUUGUCCGUGAUAUCAAGGAGAAGUUGUGCUACGUUGCGCUGGACUUUGAGAAUGAGAUGGCCACCGCUGCCUCUUCCUCCUCCCUGGAGAAGAGCUAUGAGCUUCCUGAUGGACAGGUCAUCACCAUUGGCAAUGAGAGGUUCCGCUGCCCUGAGACUCUCUUCCAGCCCUCCUUCAUCGGAAUGGAAUCUGCUGGUAUCCAUGAAACCACUUACAACAGCAUCAUGAAAUGCGACAUAGACAUCCGUAAGGACCUGUAUGCCAACAAUGUGCUUUCUGGUGGUACCACAAUGUACCCUGGUAUUGCAGACAGGAUGCAGAAGGAGAUCACUGCUUUGGCUCCCAGCACAAUGAAGAUUAAGAUCAUCGCCCCACCUGAGCGCAAGUACUCCGUGUGGAUCGGCGGCUCAAUCCUGGCCUCCCUCUCCACCUUCCAGCAGAUGUGGAUAAGCAAGCAGGAGUACGACGAGGCUGGGCCGUCCAUCGUGCAUCGCAAGUGCUUCUAAACGGCACCUCCAACCCCCCUCCUGGUCCCCUGAUUCUGCUAUUGCUUCAUAGCCUGUAAACUGUGAACGUACCCUUUACUUGCCUCCAUUGUUUCGUCUUUGCACUGCCCACAUCUAUUUUAAUGUUUUGAUAUUAUUAUGUCAUGAUAAAGUAUCAUUGUCAAUGAGUAAAAAGCUUGAAUGUGCUGCCAAUAUGAAAGAUUGGGGAGAAUCCUUGGGGAGGUGAGGAGUGUGUUCUACAAUUGAAGAACAGAGCUCAUUCUCCCUUUUGUGUUAAAAUGCUAUGGGGAAACACAACUGCAUGUGUCAUUACACUGCUGUGAGCUUAUAGGCAGUUUGUAUGGAUAUUAUAUGAUAACUCCAGAAAGGAAUAAAGCUCUGCAAUAAUAAA
This is a messenger RNA of Myxocyprinus asiaticus (Chinese sucker), 1731 nucleotides long. RefSeq names its product actin, aortic smooth muscle-like. Bases 207 to 1340 code for a protein of 377 amino acids. NCBI's taxonomy places the organism in Eukaryota, Metazoa, Chordata, Actinopteri, Cypriniformes, Catostomidae. The record is from RefSeq and is a predicted model, not a curated record. The transcript is spliced from 9 exons.